GCUACACCGGAAGUCGUUCGUCCCCUUAAAACCUCCGCCCGAUCUUCGAGCCGAUGAGGAAGUUUUCGUUUGCAGACUCACCAACGAAGUGUUCCGAGACUAUGAGUAAGUGGAAGAUGUUUAGUAGUAAAAUUAUACAAGUUCAUUCAUUCUGGUGAUGUUCGACCAAUGUGUGCCCAGUAUUGAAAAAUUGCGCCAUUUUUAUUUUACAAAUUCCCCUGACCUCUCCUGAUCGUUUCAUUUUUCGUUCCCAGUGCCUUCUUUGAGCGAACUAUCAUCUGUAGCAGCUUGGUAUGGAGCUGCUCCAUGACAGGACGGUCCGGAUUGACCUACGAGGAAGCCGUCGAGUCCGAGGAGAAGGCUCGCCGGCACCUAUCCACAUUCCCUGGUUACCUGCAAGUUCCGGUGUUGUACCUCGCCACACUGACCCGUCGAGGAGGACUCGGCGAUUUAUGCGAUGAUGUGUUCGUCUUUGCUAGGGACAGAUUUUUUAUCGGCGAAAUUGUAGAGGUUAACCACGAAGGAUCCCGUGAGACCUGUAAGGUGCUUAAGGUGAUACCACCUGCGCCAUCGGCGUGCCAAAUGGCGUAAGUUCAUCUACCAAGGAUGGCGAUGUGAUUGUUCUGGACAGUGACAGCGAUGACUGUGUUAUUCUUGAUGGUAAUGAUGGCAAACCCACAGCCAGUUCAAGUGCAAAGUGCAAACCUGUUCCAAACCCAGAUCCGCAUCUAUAUAAAUAUCAAGUUGUUCCAGUUAGUGGCAACGGCCGGGCAUUCCAGGUGCCGGCUGAUUUCAUCAGUCGAAAAAAGGGUCUGUACACUCGAGAGAAAAGUAAGCUCUUUCUGAAGCUGCACUGUGAGUUUGUCAAAGAAUACUGGACUGUCAAGCCUAAAUUUAUGAGGAAAUAUAACCUAGAUGAGAGAAGUUUCUCAGAGUUUUUUUGUGGUGCCACGCCUGUGUUCACUACAACUCCCAACAAGAAGAUCAAACGAGUGAAAACAACCAGCACUGAGAAGCGAGAAAAGAAAAAGAUUCGAGAAGGCGUGGCUGAUCAGGGUGGCAAGAAAAAGAAACGAAAGAAGGAAGGUAAAGAAAACUUGGAGAAUAAGGAGAAGGCAGGAAUACGUCUGACUCCAGAAGAGAAGGCAGCUUUGAAAGAUCAGGUGGCUCAAGAAAAAGCAGCCCAGAGACUGGCUGCCAAGGAGCAAAAAGCUCAAGAAAGGGCCGUGGUGAGGGAGAAAAUGGCUCUUGAGCGAGCCGAAAUGAAAGAAAAAUCGAGGAAAGAGCGAGAAGAGGAGAGAAUUAAAAUGAAAUUGGAAAGAGACAAG
Saccoglossus kowalevskii is the source of this 1328-nucleotide messenger RNA. Its product is annotated as bromodomain adjacent to zinc finger domain protein 1A-like. Lineage: Eukaryota; Metazoa; Hemichordata; Enteropneusta; Harrimaniidae. Gene Ontology annotation, cellular component: CHRAC; nuclear chromosome. Gene Ontology annotation, biological process: regulation of DNA-templated transcription; regulation of heterochromatin formation; positive regulation of DNA replication. The record is from RefSeq and is a predicted model, not a curated record. Gene Ontology annotation, molecular function: protein binding; DNA binding.